Cylicocyclus nassatus is the source of this 753-nucleotide messenger RNA. NCBI's taxonomy places the organism in Eukaryota, Metazoa, Nematoda, Chromadorea, Rhabditida, Strongylidae. The record is from the annotation of a GenBank genome assembly.
AUGCUCGUUCGAAAUGCCAAAAUCGGAAGCAUAGUGACUUCACUUCGACAGAUACAACUAACAGCUGCAAGAAUGACGGAUCAUUCAAUUUAUCAGUUCCACGUAAAGGAUGCGGACGGAAAAGAUGUUUCUCUGGAGAAAUACAAAGGCAAAGUAGUAGUAAUCGUAAACGUUGCAUCGCAGUGUGGCUAUACUAAUUCCCAUUAUACUCAGCUGAAGGAGAUGCUUGACAAGUAUCAUUCGAAAGGCCUUGAAGUAGCUGCAUUCCCUUGUAAUCAAUUUAAUAAUGAGGAACCCGGUUGUGAAGUAGAUAUCAAGAACUUCAUGAACGACAAGUACAAAUUCGAACCGGAUCUCUAUGCCAAGAUCAAAGUCAAUGGUGGUGAAGCUGACCCUCUGUUCAAAUUUUUGAAGAAGGAAAAGGGCGGAACACUCAUAGAUGCUAUUAAGUGGAAUUUUACUAAAUUCUUAGUAGAUAAAGAUGGAAAAGUUGUGAAGAGAUAUGGACCAAAUACGGAGGCAAAAGAUAUGGAGAAGGAUGUUGAAGCUCUCUUGAAUAAUUAGAUCAACUUCUUUUCUGCUUACGUACAUAUUGUAAAUAUGAUCUUAUCUCUGCUUUCACGCAAAUCACUUUCUAUAUAGCGGUUUUUGAAUAUCGCAAGUUCCUCGAUACCUCUCUCAAAACGUCACAGUGAUUGUCUUUGCAACUUAUGCAGUUUUAUGCACUUUAUUCGUCAAAUAAAAAUGUCGAAC